AUGGAUAGCGAAAUACCAAUUCCACAGGGAUUGAGUAGUGAGGCGUGCAUAGGGGUGGCUGUUGUUCUAAGUGCAAUUGGAUUUUGUGGUUUUACGUUUAAUCUACUUGUUUUGAUAAUUAUUAUAAGUGAUUCCCAUCACCUCUGGACACCCGUAAAUGUUAUACUCUGGAAUUUGGCGUUGGGGGAUUUUUUGGUUGCCCUUCUUGGGAAUCCACUGGCCCUCGUGUCGGCGAUCAAGGGUGGAUGGUACUGGAGCCACAGCACGUGCCUAUGGUAUGCCUGGAUCAUGUCGACAUUGGGAUUUGCUAGCAUCGGAAAUCUCACGAUGAUGGCACUGGAAAGAUAUUUGUUUGUGGUCAGACCAAUGUUGAGUGUGAGCAUCAAAACUGCCAUGGCCUUGAGUGGUGUAGUGUGGGUGUAUGCUGUCAGUCUGAGUCUGCCUCCGUUCUUCGGAUGGGGCAGUUAUGGAUAUGAACCAGGAAAUGUAUCAUGCAGUGUCUCCUGGGAAGUGCACAAUCCCGCAACUCACAGUGAUACAUACAUUGCAUUCAUAUUCUUAUUUGCAAUGAUAGUCCCCGUUAUACUGAUAUCAGCGAGCUACUUCGGAAUAAUUUCGACAUUGAAGAAAGUUAAAAAACGCACAGGUGGCACACGCCGACGUGAAGUAAAAGUGACAAAAAUCGUAGCACUUAUGAUUAUAGCAUUUCUCGUAGCAUGGACACCAUACGCAAUACUAGCACUAGCAGCUCAAUAUUUCUACUUCCAGCCGUCAGCUUUGGUCGGUGUCCUACCGAGUCUACUUGCCAAAUCAUCGAUAUGUUAUAAUCCAAUUAUUUAUGCCGGUUUGAACGCCCAAUUUUCUCAGUCUGUUAAAAAAAUGCUGGGUAUCAAGGAGGUCAGGGGCAGCAGGAGUAAAGGAGCUGUCAGUAGUCAAACGACUGGAAUCGUUUUGACAACGAGAAUCGAGAGAAAUUAAAACUGUUAACGGUUGUUGAUUAAUAUAAUCCACGAGGACAUUAUCCUCGGUUCAACGAGAAUUUUUAUUAUUAUCCUCGCGUCGUCAAGCCUCAGAUGUGAUUUCGUUACAUCAUGAUAAAGAUUUAUUGCUGUUAAUAAAG
Molecule: messenger RNA, 1120 nt
Organism: Fopius arisanus
Lineage: Eukaryota; Metazoa; Arthropoda; Insecta; Hymenoptera; Braconidae
Product: pinopsin-like
Exons: 6
Coding region: 1-978 (325 amino acids)
Biological process (GO): phototransduction; cellular response to light stimulus; G protein-coupled receptor signaling pathway
Cellular component (GO): plasma membrane; photoreceptor outer segment
Molecular function (GO): G protein-coupled photoreceptor activity
Source: RefSeq, a predicted model, not a curated record